This is a messenger RNA of Ectocarpus sp. CCAP 1310/34, 377 nucleotides long. The record is from the annotation of a GenBank genome assembly. Lineage: Eukaryota; Phaeophyceae; Ectocarpales; Ectocarpaceae.
GUCUUUCUUGAGGGAUGAGGUAGAACUCGAGAAGGAAGAAGUAACGGAGAACAUGUCCAACGUACACGUCGAGGAGGACGUGUCCAGUGAAGAGGAAGGCGAUCACGGUAGGCCAAUCGUGCAUAAAUUUACGAUUUCAGAGGGCGAGGUUCGCUCUCGUCUCGAAGAUGUUCGCUCUUACUUGACACACAUGGAAGAGACGGCGAGUACAGCGAAACGGCGUACCUUCUUUCGAAGACUGUGCAUUCGUUUAAUCAUGAAUCUCAGGUCAAGCGAAGAGCAAAGGAGGGGGGGGAGGUGCGGUAGCGAGAUCUUGGGCAAGAUAUUCACGGGGAGGACAACGCCUAAAAGAUAAAAUAAAGCAAAUAAUUAAGCCC